Messenger RNA from Capronia epimyces CBS 606.96, 882 nucleotides. RefSeq lists its product as uncharacterized. The record is from RefSeq and is a predicted model, not a curated record. The coding region runs from base 1 to 882 and encodes 293 amino acids. Gene Ontology annotation, biological process: transcription by RNA polymerase II. Gene Ontology annotation, molecular function: protein dimerization activity. Gene Ontology annotation, cellular component: RNA polymerase II, core complex. NCBI's taxonomy places the organism in Eukaryota, Fungi, Ascomycota, Eurotiomycetes, Chaetothyriales, Herpotrichiellaceae. The transcript is spliced from 5 exons.
AUGGCGGAGCCAGGAGAGAGCGCGUCCGUGCCUCACAGCACCACCCCACCUGGCAGUCCUCCGAAACACCUGUACUAUGGUCUUUUCAUGAAAGGCGAGACUCGUCUCAGUACCACCCCCCCGGGCAGUCCUCCGAAACGUCUCUUCUCUGUCAAUGGCGCUAUUCCUCCUCCUCCCAGCACGACACCACCCAGCACACCUCCAAGACGCUUCUCUUCUGUUCAAGAUAUUAAAGGCAAAGCGCGUGACGACACCUUGGAUCCUACAACUGGUAACACCACUGCCAAUGGCAACGAUGCCGAACAGACCGCAAGUGAGGCUGCAUUAGCACAGGCGAUCAAUGAUCUCAAUGUGGCAAAUGAUAACAAUGCACCGGACAUCAGUGACGACAUCCCUUCACCAGAGAGACGCGGCCGCAGCACCGUCAAUCAAUGGAGUCAGCAUCCCAGCCAUAAGCCCUAUCAGUACGAGGGGAAAAACGCAACUAAUCACCACAAAACUGCUCAAUCCAACAUCCCUGACCGUACCGAAGCUUUCCUUCUCGGACCCGACGAAAAGAGAGUUGAGCCUUCGAUUGAUACUCGCACCCCGAAUACGAUGAUGUUUAUCUACAACAAGGAGGAUCACACCCUCGGAAACCUGCUUGUCGAUAAGCUUCUCAAGAAUAGCCACGUCCGAUUCGCCGCGUACCGUGUUCCACAUCCUCUCUUCGCAAGAUUCGAACUCCGUAUCCAGACUGAUGGCGAGAUUACUCCGAAGGAAGCACUCAUAGCUGCAAGCAGCGAAAUCAUCCGUGACUACGAGAUUCUCAAGAUCAACUUCACCCGCGAGUAUGAGUUGAGGAAGAUGGUUGGCAGCGCGGCACAGAACAAUGGAGCUUGA